Hylaeus volcanicus is the source of this 1491-nucleotide messenger RNA. RefSeq names its product stabilizer of axonemal microtubules 1-like. Gene Ontology annotation, molecular function: microtubule binding. The coding region runs from base 1 to 1491 and encodes 496 amino acids. NCBI's taxonomy places the organism in Eukaryota, Metazoa, Arthropoda, Insecta, Hymenoptera, Colletidae. The transcript is spliced from 5 exons. The record is from RefSeq and is a predicted model, not a curated record.
AUGGAGGUGGUGGAGAUUAACACAAAGCAAAGAAAAACCCAAUUACCGUGUUAUAAACCAUUAGAAUGCCCGUGUAAUGUUAAAUGCACAAAGAAAUAUGUACAACCAUCGCGAGUUAAAUCAUUCGCUCCUGAAAGAGUGUACUGUCCACCAUCAAAGGUUCUCGAAGCUAAUACUACGUACCAUUUGUCGUAUUUGAAUUUGGACCAUAGAAAAAUGCGUUCCGUUCGGUCUCAGCCCAUUCGACCAACUCCUGCUCUCGACAAAGUUGAAGGUAAAUUUGCCGACGAAACGACCAACAAAUUAAGUUACAAACCCGUUGGGCAUAUGCCUAAAGCAAAACCGAUUCUACCCAGGCAAAGACCAAUGAUUGGAUCAGGUCCCAUGGAAUGCAUCACCACUGUUCGCCAGGAUUACGCGCGGAAACAUAUUGAUAAACCGGAAAUGGUAAUCCCCUGCGGGCAUAUACGUUUAAGCGGUGGCAAAUUGGAUGCCAGCACAACCGCGAAGCUUUCCUACAUGGAUCCAGGCCCCACAGAGCCUGUGAUGAACUUCAAGCCUAUAAGAGUCUAUUGUCCACCUAGCGAGCCGAUACAUCACGAUACUACGCAAAAAUUGAGCUAUCAGCCUGUCGAUGUUCAAGAGAAAGAGACAUGUUUAUGGCAAUUGAAACCGACUUACAAGCCCCCAGACAUUGCCAUGUGUGGGAGAACGACAUACUCUGAAAGCUUCUUGAAAAACGAAGAAUUGUGCACGGAAAAACCUAUCAAGCCGAUUGGGACUAAUAUACUUCCCCACGGCGGUGAAUUCGCUGGAAAAACGAUUUACAAGGAAAGCUAUCUCGAGUCGUGUAACGUAGAACGCGUCGAUCCCUUCAUUCCUUGCAACAGUAUCUCUAAACCGAGUGGCAGAAUAUCAGGAGAUACGACGAACAAAUUGAGUUAUCAACCGGUUCAAAGCGAGAAACGUUCUCCUAUCCUGCCUCGACGCAGAUGUAUGACUGGAGACGGUCCUAUGCAAUCGGAAACUACCAAUCGUUGCGACUUUGCACCGAAGGAGUCGAUCAGGCCCGAUCCCGUCGUACCGUGCAACAAUAUCCGAAGCGCCGAGACGCCGAUGGAAGACAGAACUACAACGAGAUUAUCUUAUGUAAAACCAGGACUAAUGGAGUGCGUUCAAAGCUUCAAACCUAUUGUCCAAUAUACUAGAUUACCUGAUAAAAUCGAUUGCGAAACCGUGAACAAGUUGUCGUAUCAGCCAUGGACCCCUAUUCCCAAGGAAACUAUACCAUGGGCGGCUAAAAGCAAGUACCAACCGCCCAAGGAUCCUAUGUGCGCUGAUACUAUUUAUCAAGCUAGCUACCCCGCGCCUGGAUACUACGAAGAAAUAUGCGAGCCAUCUCCUGACGUCUGCGACUGCUUGCUUUCAAAAAGUGAAUGCCCUCUUACGGGAGCACAGCCGUCGAAUGAUGAGAACAACUGUGAACUUUAA